Daucus carota subsp. sativus is the source of this 1248-nucleotide messenger RNA. Its product is annotated as polyadenylate-binding protein 2. The transcript is spliced from 6 exons. Gene Ontology annotation, molecular function: poly(A) binding. The record is from RefSeq and is a predicted model, not a curated record. The coding region runs from base 139 to 795 and encodes 218 amino acids. NCBI's taxonomy places the organism in Eukaryota, Viridiplantae, Streptophyta, Magnoliopsida, Apiales, Apiaceae.
CUGACCCAUGGUUAAUUAUCCCCAUUUACUGAUACGCCCGAACCCCCCACCCCCAAAUCCUUAAAAUCUCCCCUCUUUUUCUCUUUUCAAUCGCAUAAAAUCCCUAGAAAACACACACUCAACAGCAUAGUAGUUCCAAUGGAGCAAGAACCAGAGCAUGAAGUUUACGGUGGAGAGAUACCGGAUGAAGCUGAUAUGGACGCUGAUAUCGACAUGUCUCGGGGCGAUGAGGAAGAUGAGAAUGCUUCCAAGGAGUUGGAGGAUAUGAAGAAGAGAUUAAAGGAGAUUGAAGAGGAAGCAGGGGCUCUUCGCGAGAUGCAAGCCAAGGUCGAAAAAGAGAUGGGUGCCGGACAAGAUUCAUCUGGCACGUCUGCUACACUAGCCGAGAAGGAGGAGGCCGAUGCCCGGUCAAUAUAUGUUGGAAAUGUGGACUAUGCAUGCACUCCUGAGGAAGUUCAGCAGCACUUCCAAUCAUGUGGCACUGUCAACAGAGUUACCAUCCUGACCGACAAGUUUGGUCAGCCUAAAGGAUUUGCCUAUGUUGAAUUCGUGGAACUUGAAGCAAUCCAGAAUGCCCUCCUCCUGAAUGAGUCAGAGUUGCAUGGUCGUCAAUUAAAGGUGGCCGCAAAGCGAACUAAUGUACCUGGAAUGAAGCAAUUUCGAGGCAGGCCAGCCAACCCUUACUUUGGGUUUCGAGCCAGAAGACCGUAUAUGCCCGGCCCACCAAUGUUUUCUCCUUAUGGUUACGGCCGGAUCCCAAGGGGAAGGCGGCCGAUGCGUUACAGACCAUACUGAAGGUGGACUAAGGUGGCAUGCUAUCGUAGUGUUCUUCCUAGACCAGCGACAUUAUAUGGUGCAAUCUCUUCACUGGGAUAACAUCCUUAUACUGUAUCUGCUCACUAGGUUCAUUUUAGAGAGAAAUUAAACAUCAACAAGAAGGCUCAACUCUGUACCAUUAGCUUGAUUCUGGAGUUUUUUUUAAUUUAUUUUCCCCCUUUCAACACAUUCCUUUUGCCCCUGGGCACACAUAGACACAUGGUGCAUUCACCGGGUCGAUUGACGUUGUAUGUUAAGAGUUAUGCAUCAGUUAUAUGUAUGUUUUAAAAUGGCAGCAGAACUCUAGCAUUUGCUGCUUGCAGAUCGUUAGUGGGGGCUUCUUAAGAGUCCUGAUAUUGCAGAACUUUUACCUUGCCAGUUCACUUGGAAAAAAUUAGGGGAAUCCAGCUUUACUGUACUCUUUUUCUGUAA